AUGUCCACAAAAGCAAUCAAGCAAGAAGAUUCAGCAUCAAAAUCAGCUCCACUCAUUAGAAUAAUCAACACAAUACAAUACGAUGAAUCAACAAAAAUCAAGCAAGAAUGUGAAAUUCAUAUUAUUGACUUUGCAAGCAUCUCAAAAGUGCAGCCAAAAAUCUACGAUGAGUUUACAUUUGACAAAAUAAAAGCAGAACCAGAACUUGAAAUUAUUGAUCAUCUUGAAUUUGAAGAUUCCAAUGAAAUUAAAAAAAGUUCAAAAUUGAAAGUUUUUGAGAUUUAUGGGAAUUUUCAGCGACUUGAAGCGUCAAAAUGGCAAGAAAGUGUAAUUAAGAAAAUCAGCAUCAGAUUUUUUUGUGAACAUUGUGAUAAAAAUUUUCAAAAUAAUCACGGCUUAACCCGACACAUCGCAACAAAGCAUAAAGACAUGAGAAAGCCAUCAAACUUAAUUUGUGAUUUAUGUGGUAAAAUGUGUUCCGAUAAGGCUAAAUUAGCAGUUCACAUGAGAUGUCAUCAGCCAAAAAUCACAUGUAAAAUUUGCAAUAAAUCCAUGAUUCCAGUUUGCCUUAAAUAUCACAUGAAAGAGAUCCAUGGUGAGCAUCCGAAGUAUAAAUGUCCUUUAUGCCUAAAUGUCUACGAUUCAGAGCAAAAAUUCAAGCAGCACACAAAGACUCAUGUUAAAAAGUUCGAAUGUACAAUUUGCAAUAAAAUAUUCUCAGCAUCAUACAGGUAUAAGCAGCAUAUGAUGUGGCAUGAGGAUUCAAAUGCAUUUUCAUGUAAAAUUUGUGAGAAAACUUUCUGCAGACGAGCAAACCUUCAAGAGCAUGUUAAGAUCCACAACAAAGACAGUGCAAAAAACCAUAAAUGUCCAAAAUGUACUUUUACAACAAUUUAUUCAAAAGUCCUUAAAUAUCAUUUGACGAAACAUGAAAAGCAGGAGAAGCGUGAGAAUAAAUUGAAAAAAUCAAAAACGGCUUUGAAGUGCAACAUUUGUUCUUUGCUUUAUAUUAAUAACAAUGCCCUUAAAAAUCAUAAGAAUAUGGUUCAUACUAAAGUUAAAUUUAUAUGUGAUUUAUGCGGAACUGAUAUGAAAGUUAAAGGAAGUAUUUAUAGGCAUAUGAAAAGGUUUCAUCUAAAAUGA
Chironomus riparius is the source of this 1143-nucleotide messenger RNA. Lineage: Eukaryota; Metazoa; Arthropoda; Insecta; Diptera; Chironomidae. The record is from the annotation of a GenBank genome assembly.